Messenger RNA from Hypomesus transpacificus, 5736 nucleotides. RefSeq names its product adenosine monophosphate deaminase 2a (gene ampd2a). The transcript is spliced from 18 exons. Gene Ontology annotation, cellular component: cytosol. Lineage: Eukaryota; Metazoa; Chordata; Actinopteri; Osmeriformes; Osmeridae. The record is from RefSeq and is a predicted model, not a curated record. Gene Ontology annotation, molecular function: AMP deaminase activity. The coding region runs from base 1857 to 4154 and encodes 765 amino acids. Gene Ontology annotation, biological process: AMP metabolic process; IMP salvage.
GAGAGAGACAUAGAGAGAGAGACAGAGAGAGACAGAGAGACACAGAGAAAGACAGAGAGACGGAUCUCUAUCUUACCCCUUCACAGUUCUAAUAGGACCCAACCACUGUCAUGUGCAUUGGAGGGCAUCGUGGGAAAAGCUGAAGAGAGCAAAACUCAAGGUUGUGUGUGUGUAUGUGUGUAUUGUGUCUGUAUCUAGGUCAACUUUCCUUCCAUUUUUUCUCCCUGUCAAACAUCUGGCUUCGUUAGAAUGAGGUUUUUCUGGUCUAGGGUCUCUCAAACUGCUGGGGUAAGACCUGAUAGUCUCACGAGUGUUUUGCAACUGGGCUAAGCAUAGCAAGUUUGUCUAAAGAGCCCCUCAACACAGAUCUAUGGGAAGCCUCACUGUGCUGUUAAAGUCUCGACCCACAUGUGAGUCUCCAUAGUAACCUGCCAAACCGAUAACAGUUUUCAAGUCGAGUAGGAUUCCAAAUUGUGAAUUUCAGAAAGGCCAGUCACGCCCGCCAGCACCAGCCAGGAGAGCAGCGGCCGAGAGCCCUGUGGAACUGCUGCUUAGACCUCCUCUCUCUCUCUUCCAACAACAUAAUGACCCGCUGGGAAGAUCAGUUUAGCUGUGGUGUGUCUGCUGGUGUCUGCCUGUCUGUCUGCGGAGAAAGGAGGGUCAGUCUGUGUGUGUGUGUGUUCAUGUGUGUGUGUGUGUUCAUGUGUGUGUGUGUGUGUUCAUGUGUGCGCGUGUGCGUCUGUGUUUGACCGAUAGUUCCUCCUUUCUACCUUUCCAUGACACCUGCAGCAGGUGUAAAGGUGUGUUCCAGCUCCAUGUGACAGAUGAAAGAAGCCCCCCCCCUCUCCCCCGCCAACCCACACCCAAACACAGCUUCACACUCUCAGUCCAAAGUGCUCCACACAGAAGCCUUCACAGUUAAGGUUAUUCUGGUUCAGACAAACCCCCAAAUAAUCAGGCAGACUGGACAGACACGCACCUUGUUACCAAUUCAAUUCUUCUUUGCUGCUGUAACAUCUUAAUCAUGUCUAUCUAUCUAUUUAUCUAUCCAUCCUUCACACUACACAGGCAGCAUGUAUGCGCUAGUGCUGUUUUGAGAAGGGGGAGGGCGAGACUGAGGGAAAAGGAGGAUAUGGGGGAGGGAGUGAGGGAGAGACGGAGGGAAGAGGAGGAGGGGGGGAUGGGCAGGGAGAGAGAGAGACCCAGCCUCCUCCAUCCCACAUCACAAUAGAUCAGAGCUGUGAAGUGGUGCAGCCCCCCUCUCCCUCCCUCCCUCCGCCCCUCCAGAUCCCCGUCUCUCCUCCCCCCUUUUCUGCCACGUGGUACGCUCCAAUGUGGGAGGUAUUUAAACGCAGGAGCCAGUAGCCUUCGCUGUUCGUGUACAGUGAGCCGGCCCUCCUAUCCAGGAAGCAGCUGGGAGAGACAGGCAGCGCUAAAGAGAGAGAGAGGCCAGGUUCGGGGAAAACAGAACCGGUAGAGAGCACAGAGAGGAGACCGUUUCCUCACAGAGGACGAGAGAAAGAGAAAGAGAAGGAGAGAGAGGAAAGAGAGAAGCCCCAGUGGUGCCAGUUAUACAUACAGAGGGGAGAGCCUGUUUCUCCUCUCUCCUUCUGUCACCCCUUCCUUCUCCCCAUCCGUCGUACCGGUGGAGGGAGCGAGCAGAGCAGCAACGUCGUCCCGGGGCCCACACGUCCCAGCAGCCCGCAGGAGCGUGCAUGCGGGGCGCUCAGCGUCGAGCCUAAGGACAGGACAGCCAGAGAGACCUGUGUGGAGCCACAGGGCCCAAGCCCCUCAAGCCCCAGCGUUCCCUCCCCGGGACCCCCGUCACCCUCAAGCACUUUGACCUGAAGACCUCCAUGGACGGCAAGUACAAGGAGAUCGCCGAGGAGCUGUUCACUCGCAGCCUGGCGGAGAGCGAGAUGCGCAGCGCUCCCUAUGAGUUCCCGGAGGACAGCCCCAUCGAGCAGCUGGAGGAGAGACGCCACCGACUGGAGAGACAGAUCAGCCAGGACAUCAAGCUUGAGCCUGAGAUCCUGCUGCGGGCCAAGCAGGACUUCAUGAAGAUCGACAGUGCUGCCGACCUGGAGUUCAUGAACGACCAGAGUGAGGACAUGGUGGACGACGGCUUCAGGGAGAGGCACAUCCCGAUGGAGAAAGAGUACCAGCGCGUGUCCAUCUCUGGAGAGGAGAAGUGUGGGGUCCCUUUCAUAGACCUGGUAGACGCCGCCAAGUGUGUGGUGAAGUCCCUGUUCAUCCGGGAGAAGUACAUCGCCCUGUCCAUGCAGAACUUCUGCAAGACCACCGCCCGCUCCCUGCAGGAGCUGGGGGAGAAGCCCCUGGAUCUGCGCGUCUACGACGAGAUCCCCGAGACCCCCGUGGACGCUGAUGCCCCUGUCCACCCCCCCGUAUCGAAGACCCACCCCUACGAGAACCAGGACCCCAAGAACAUGCCGGGCGACACAGGCUACAGCUGCAAGAUGGUGGACGGGGUGGUCCACGUCUACACCAAGAAGAGCCCCAUGGAGAAGAGCACAGAGCUGGACCUGCCCUACCCAGACCUGAAGGAGUACAUCGCUGACAUGAACGUCAUGAUGGCCCUCAUCAUCAACGGGCCUGUGAAGUCUUUCUGCUACCGGCGUCUGCAGUACCUGAGCUCCAAGUUCCAGAUGCACAUCCUGCUGAACGAGAUGAAGGAGCUGGCCGCCCAGAAGAAGGUUCCUCACCGUGACUUCUACAACAUCCGCAAGGUGGACACGCACAUCCACGCCUCAUCCUGCAUGAACCAGAAGCACCUGCUGCGCUUCAUCAAGCGAGCCAUGAAGAAGUACCCGGGGGAGAUCGUCCACGUGGAGAGGGGCAAGGGCCAGACCCUGAUGGAGGUGUUUGAGUCCAUGAACCUGACCGCCUUCGACCUGAGCGUGGACACGCUGGACAUGCACGCGGACCGCAACACGUUCCACCGCUUCGACAAGUUCAACGCCAAGUACAACCCCAUCGGAGAGUCCAUCCUCCGAGAGAUCUUCAUCAAGACAGACAACCACAUCGAGGGGAAGUACUUUGCUCACAUCAUCAAGGAGGUGAUGGCCGACCUGGAGGAGAGCAAGUACCAGAACACGGAGCUGCGCCUCUCCAUCUACGGCCGCUCUCGGGACGAGUGGGACCGGCUGGCCCAGUGGGCCGUCAAGCACCAGGUCUACUCCGACAACAUCCGCUGGCUCAUCCAGGUGCCACGCCUCUUUGAUGUGUACCACACCAAGAAGCAGCUGGCCAACUUCCAGGAGAUGCUGGAGAACAUCUUCCUGCCCCUGUUCGAGGUCACGGUCAACCCCGGCAGCCACCCCGAGCUCCAUCUCUUCCUGCAGCAUUUGGUGGGCUUUGACAGCGUGGAUGACGAGUCCAAGCCAGAGCACCACAUCUUCAACAUGGACAGCCCCCUGCCGGCCCAGUGGACGGAGGAGGACAACCCUCCCUACUCCUACUACCUGUACUACACCUACGCCAACAUGACCGUGCUCAACCACCUGCGCAGGAGGCGUGGCUUUAACACGUUCGUCCUGCGGCCUCACUGCGGGGAGGCGGGGCCUAUCCACCACCUGGUGUCGGGUUUCAUGCUGUCAGAGAACAUCUCUCACGGGCUGCUGCUUCGGAAGGCCCCUGUGCUGCAGUACCUGUACUACCUGGCCCAGAUUGGCAUCGCCAUGUCUCCCCUCAGCAACAACAGCCUGUUCCUCAGCUACCACCGUAACCCCCUGCCUGAGUACCUGUCCAGGGGCCUCAUCGUGUCCCUGUCCACCGACGACCCCCUGCAGUUCCACUUCACCAAGGAGCCCCUGAUGGAGGAGUACAGCAUAGCGGCCCAGGUGUGGAAGCUGAGCUCCUGUGACAUGUGUGAGCUGGCCCGGAACAGUGUCCUCAUGAGCGGCUUCUCCCACAAGGCUAAGAGCUACUGGCUGGGCCCCAACUACAGCAGGGAGGGGCCGGAGAGCAACGACAUCCGCCGCACCAACGUGCCGGACAUCCGUGUGGCGUACCGCAGCGAGACGCUGAGCGAGGAGCUCCACCUCAUCACCCACGCCGUGCGCAACCAGGAGCUGGACAUCAUCGGCGAGGAGGACACCCUCACCAUGGCCCCGCUGGCCCCCGGGAGGCCCUAGACCCCCCACCCUCCCCCCUCCCUCCCCCCAGAACCACCACUCCUCCCCCUAUACCUCUGCUCCUCUCCCCCCCUCUCCCCCGACACAUUGUAAGAUGAGAUCCAGCUUACCUCUCGUACCCUCGCCAGCCCCAGCACUCCCUUGAAAAAGCUCUUACUGUGCACUUGCCUGCCCAGCCCGGCAGACCGCACCGACAGCCAAAUAUGCCCACAGCUCGUCUGGUUCCCCUCCUCCCCUCCAGCACCCUCCAGCCCGGGGUUCAGGGAGGGGUACAGUUGUCUCCACAACAGGUCCUGGUUUGGUCCUAUCACAGCCAUCGUUGAUUACCCCCAUAACUGUGUCGCUUUGGGUGUUUGUCCACAUUUUUCGAUGCCUCUACUUCCCUCUCCCAUCUUCUCUCUCUCUCCCCCUUUUUCUCUCACUGUGAUUAUGUCUUCAAUAUGCACAGCCAGUGUUGGCAGGAGACAUCUCCAGUGCUUAGUGUUCUCCUGGCCCUGUGUUGCAUUCUGAGAUUGUUGCAUGAUUGUAUACAUACACAUACGCACACGCAUACACCAAAACACACACCCUCUGCACAGUUAGCCCGUCCCACGAAGCUGCUUAUCUUCCAUAACCCUAAGUCAUGCUGCCUUACCAAAGCUCCACGCUAGCUAGUGCCCUGUCUGCACGAAGGGGCCAGGCUCCUGAUGAAGUAGCGACGCAGACAAACAGCAAUACAAAACGACCAGUGAUGUCUGCGGUUUUGCCUUUACCUACACAGCACUGAGAAGAAAAAAACACAUGGGUGGGUAUUGACUUCUGGCUUUAUAUCGGCCCCUUUCACAUAGAAGGGAAAUACGCUCGUAACUCCAAAGUUGCAUGGAAACAGUGGUCAGGCUGCUGCUGAUGUGAAGCCUAGAGAGAGAUGUUACAGGGACCAGAGCAGAUGCACUGGACCAGUGCUCCAGUCUGCUCCAUCCAAUCACCAGGGUUUUUCCUUCAUGGGUCGGGAGAUGUUUCUCACGAUUCAUUGGCUACGUAGGACUCCGCCCCCCCACCCCUCCCCACAUUGUGAUUGGCUGUAGGGAAAGCCAGCAGAUAGUGCUUCCAGUACAGCCCCAUGCAGGGUCCAGCCCAACACCUGCCUGUGUGUCUGUCUACUGCAAACAUUCCACGGGGCCAACAUUUAAAGAAGGCUAUUUUCGUCUGCGGCCUGUGUACAUAGACAGAAUUCACAUUAGUUUUAUGAAGCAGCCAAGAAGAGUAGAUUUAUACUGCAGUACAUGUGUGUAUAUUAUUGACAGAGUAUGAUGAUCUCGUCUUGGUCUGAUAUCUUGGUAGACCACUUACGUAGUAUGAACACGGAGGUGUGUGUGUGUUUGUGUGUGUGUGUGUGUGUGUGUGUGUGUGUGUGCACAUGUGUGUAUGAGGAGACCCACAGCUUACACUCCCAGCACAAGUACCUGAAGAUGAGUUCACUUUCGUCCAAGGCGGGGAAAGGGGGUCUCCCCCACACCAUUACCUCAAAUGUCCAACAUGGUCCCUGUGUAUGUGAGAGAGAGAGAGAGAGAGAGAGAGAGAGAGAGAGAGAGAGAGAGAGAGA